This is a messenger RNA of Durio zibethinus, 468 nucleotides long. Lineage: Eukaryota; Viridiplantae; Streptophyta; Magnoliopsida; Malvales; Malvaceae. The record is from RefSeq and is a predicted model, not a curated record.
AUGGCAGUCGUAACUGCAGCACAGCCGUGUUCUUCCAAGACGGAGUCCUACGUGGGCAAUAAGCACCAAGGAGACAUCAGCCAAGUUAACAUCAACGUCGCCCGAGCCGUGGCCGACGCCGCCCAAACCAGUUUAGGACCCAAAGGCAUGGAAAAAAUUAUCUCAAUUGCCAACGGCGAAGUCAUCAUAACCAACGACGGCGCCACCAUCUUAAACAAAAUGGAGGUCCUCCAACCCGCCACUAAAAUGCUUGGCGACCUAUCUAAAUCGCAAGACGCCGCCGCUGGUGACGGCGCCACCACGGUCGUCGUCAUCGCUGCUGCACUCCUUAUGCAAGGCCUGUCCCUUCUUACCCACGGUAUCCACCCCCUAUUAUCUCCGAUUCUCUCCGCAAGGCUUCGAUUAAAGCGGUCGAUGUCCUCAACGCCAUGGCCGUCCCUCUCGAGCUCUCCGACCGGGAAUCCUUAA